Messenger RNA from Drosophila ficusphila, 2654 nucleotides. It is a transcript of the gene Nhe3, whose product is annotated as sodium/hydrogen exchanger 6. Gene Ontology annotation, biological process: sodium ion transport; proton transmembrane transport; regulation of pH. Gene Ontology annotation, molecular function: sodium:proton antiporter activity. Gene Ontology annotation, cellular component: membrane; recycling endosome. The record is from RefSeq and is a predicted model, not a curated record. Lineage: Eukaryota; Metazoa; Arthropoda; Insecta; Diptera; Drosophilidae.
AUGCAUAAGGUUGUUUCCAUAUGAACUGAACUGACUGUUUUUUUUAUACGAGUGCAAAAAAAAUGGUUAAAACUGUAUUUUAACCAAUAUAUUUUAUAUAACAUAACGGUCGUGCGUCUUAUAAUUGAAAAAGUGAAAGGAGGUUGACACGCACUAAUCCGGCGCCGCCUCAGCGUGGUCGUCCUGCUCCAAACACCUCCUGAACCCCCAACCCCUUCUCCGCUCCCGGGUGCGCGAAUCAAUUACAACGUACGUUGUCGUAACGCGAAAAUCGAUUUUAGCUGCGGGCGCAGGCAGAAUCAAUAGAAAGAAUGUUCCACUGCGAUGUGGAAAAGGAAGUAGAGAUAACAUCGCCCACAAGGAUGAAGCAGGUAGCCGAUAUUCGGAAGGUGCACACAGCCAGUCCGCAGGAGCGCUGGCGGAGCAGCAUGCUCCUCCUGGCGGGAGUCGCCCUGUGUCUGCUGGCCACAGGAUGCGAGGCCACUGACACGGACAUCGCGCUGGACGCUAAGGCCACGCUAAACCAUCGCAUCCAGAGCCUUGACCUGCUCGUCUUCGUGUUCCUGCUGGCCCUUACGGUCCUUACCAUCUGGCUGUUUAAGCACCACCGCGUCUCCUGGCUCCACGAGACCGGGCUGGCCGUCAUCUAUGGCCUGAUUGUGGGAGCAAUUAUUCGGUAUGCGGGCACAUCCGCCACGCUUGUCCACAUGCAGGUGGAGCCUCAAGGGAUUCCGACGUACAGCGAUAAGUUGCCGCCCGAUACGCUCUGGUUUAAAUACCCUGUUAACCAAACGAAUGGAACGAAGUUGCCGGAGGGCAUUAAGACGUACGCAUAUGUGUUUCGGGGACAGGUCCACGAUGUCGAUGAAAACGAAAUCGAUCUCAAGGCAACUUUUGAUCCGGAGGUGUUUUUCAACAUAAUCCUACCGCCAAUCAUCUUUUACGCGGGUUAUAGCUUAAAAAAGAAAUACUUUUUCCGAAAUUUGGGUGCCAUCCUCACCUUUGCCAUUGUGGGCACCACUUUGUCGGCGUUUCUGAUCGGAGGCUUCAUGUACGGCUGUGUGAAACUGAUGCCAAAGUACUUGAGCAGCAGCUUCACAUUCCUGGACACUUUAUACUUUGGAGCCCUGAUAUCACCCACAGAUCCGCUCACCAUUUUAGCCAUAUUUAACGAUCUGCGGGUCGAUGUAAAUCUAUAUGCGCUUGUCUUGGGCGAAUCUGUGCUCAACGAUGCCGUGGCCAUAGUCCUCAGCGGAGCCAUUCAAAACUAUGGUGAACAUUAUUCCAACACCGGGGAAUUUGAAACUACAGCUUUUCUGCGUUCGCUGAGCGACUUCUUCUCUAUCUUUCUGCUCUCCCUGAUGAUUGGCGCCGCCAUGGGCUGCCUGACAGCAUUGAUGACCAAGUUUACGCGGGUACGCGAUUUUCCCCUUUUAGAGUCAGCGCUCUUUGUGCUGAUGAGCUACAGCACCUUUUUGCUGGCUGAGGCCACCGAGCUAACUGGAGUGGUAGCCGUGCUCUUUUGCGGCAUCUGCCAGGCUCACUACACCUACAACAACCUUUCGGAGGAUUCGCGCCAAAGGACAAAACAGAUAUUCGAGCUGCUCAACUUUUUGGCCGAAAACUUUAUCUUUUCCUACAUUGGCGUGUCAAUGUUUACCUUCCCCAAGCAUCACUUCGACGCAGGAUUCAUUAUAACAGCUUUUAUUUGCGCCGCUAUAGGACGCGCCGUAAAUGUUUACCCAUUGUCCUGGCUUCUGAACAUAAAGCGAAAACCCAAAAUUUCCACAAAUUUUCAGCACAUGUUGUUUUUUGCUGGACUACGAGGGGCCAUGUCCUUUGCUUUGGCCAUCCGGAAUACUGUGUCGGAUGCACGGCAGACUAUGCUGACCGCCACAUCGCUGAUUGUGAUCUUUACGGUUGUAAUCCAGGGAGGAGCAGCCAAUUUUCUGCUCAAUUGGUUAAAAAUACCUGUUGGCGUUGACGAUGAGACUGAACAAUUAAAUAAUUACCAAGUGCACAGUGACGUGGAAAACGGCGGAGGAGGACGUGGCAAGUUGCGCUUGUCCGGGGGAACGGACUCCAACUUGGACACGCCGGCAGAUGGUCCAAAUGGCAGUUUGGGCGGUACAAGCGGUGGACGUCGUCGCAACAGUCACGAAAAGGCGAUUUUGGCUAGGAUCUGGGGGAAUUUUGAUACCAAGUACAUGAAGCCUUUGCUGACGCACUCGCGACCCACUCUGCUGGAAACGUUGCCCGUUUGCUGCAAUCCGAUUGCCCGGCUGCUCACCACUACGCAGCAGCUAACUCAGGAUGGUAGCGAGUUCAGGCGCGUGGACUCGGACUCCGACAUCUGCAUAGAUAAUGAUACCGGGAACGGUCUCAGCCAAGACGUCGGACCCGGAACUGGCACGGGAUCGAGCAUCGGCCGGCGAAACUCCCUCAGUCGCGUUGAAGGCGAGCAUCGAAAUGAUUACAUAUAAGUUACAUUGGUUUCUAUGUUUCUUCUGUUAUUUGUUUAAUUGGUCUCAUUUAAAAUGAAAUAUGUGAAAACUGUACAAAUUAGAAUAUUACUUUUUAGUUUUUCCUUGUUUACGAUAUGUGAUUCGGAACUCUAGUUAUAAAUAUAAAUAAAUUAGAAGCUUAUAAAUUAA